This is a messenger RNA of Aspergillus luchuensis, 774 nucleotides long. RefSeq names its product SDR family oxidoreductase. Gene Ontology annotation, cellular component: cytosol. Gene Ontology annotation, molecular function: oxidoreductase activity. The coding region runs from base 1 to 774 and encodes 257 amino acids. The record is from RefSeq and is a predicted model, not a curated record. Lineage: Eukaryota; Fungi; Ascomycota; Eurotiomycetes; Eurotiales; Aspergillaceae. The transcript has 3 exons.
AUGGGCAUCGGUGAAGCUAUUGCUAUGACCCUAGCAGAGAAUGGAAUGAAUGUCGCUCUAUUAGCAAGAAGCGGGCCGAAGCUAGAAGCUGUGAAGGCUCGAAUCGAAAGCAAAUGCCCCAAUAUCAAGGUUCGCGCCUACAGCGUUGACAUCCAAAGCCAUGCGGAGGUCAACGCGGCUGUGGAACUUAUUGUAUCCGCGUUAGGAGACAUCGAGGUUUUGAUAAACAAUGCUGGGCUCGCUCUUGGUGCACCGGGGAGAUUCUGGGAACUACCGAUUGAGAUGAUAGAGCAAAUGAAUGGCACGAAUAUUACGGGAGUGAUGUACAUGACUCACAGCGUUCUGAACCAGAGUAUGUGGUCCAGAAAACGCGGCACUAUCAUAAACGUCUCGUCGGUUACCGGGCUUGAAUGCCCUCCGUUUGAUGGGGAAGCUGUAUAUCACGCAAAUAAAGCCUGUCUUGAGGCAUUUACCAACAGUUUGCGGAUGGAAACAGCUGGAUCCAACAUUCGUGUCUCAGUCCUCCGACCAGGUUGCGUGGUCAGUCACUUUCAUCUUCAGCGCGUUAAGUAUGAUCAGAACGCGAUGGAUGAGUUUUUCUACGGGUAUGAACCCCUCGUACCGGAGGAUCUGGCUGAGGCGGUAUGGUAUAUGGUCAGCUGUCCUGAGAGAACUACGAUCAAAGCGCUUGACUGUGUGCCAACCGCGCAGAGAGCCCUUACUCGCUUUGACCGGGAAUGGAAUGCACGGAACGACGGAGACAAUCAAGCAUAA